Molecule: messenger RNA, 2178 nt
Organism: Astyanax mexicanus (Mexican tetra)
Lineage: Eukaryota; Metazoa; Chordata; Actinopteri; Characiformes; Acestrorhamphidae
Gene: mkrn2
Product: makorin, ring finger protein, 2
Exons: 8
Coding region: 83-1324 (413 amino acids)
Biological process (GO): protein polyubiquitination
Molecular function (GO): metal ion binding; ubiquitin protein ligase activity
Source: RefSeq, a predicted model, not a curated record
UUCGGGGAAAGAGUUGGAGCUGCGCGUGCAGGAGAGGCGGGGGACCGGGCCGGGGUUAUUAACUGCGUGGAUUUCGGGGAAUAUGUCUACAAAGCAGGUGACCUGCAGGUAUUUCAUUCAUGGUGUUUGUCGAGAGGGGAACAGAUGCAUGUUCUCACAUGAUCUGGCAAACAGCAAACCCUCAACGAUAUGUAAAUUUUUCCAAAAAGGUGUCUGUGCCUAUGGCGAGCGAUGCAGAUAUGACCACAUCAAACCGGGGGGGCGGGGAGGAGGGCCGCCUCUGGAGCACACAAACAGACCCAGUAGUGCUGGAGUGUCUGUCCCAGGACCAGGGCCUCCACCCAGUACAGGCAGAAACACUAAGAAACCAGUAGUGUUGAGAGACAGAGCUCUGGCCAGUGACACUAGAGGUCAGCCUUACAGUGGAGAAAGUGCAGAGGUUCGGGAUUGCUGGGACUACAGAGAAGGUUCCCAGGCCAAACCUCACACCUACCUUGAUGCCAUUCGUACAGGGCUGGAGAGUUCAGCCACAGCCAGCCCGUACCCGGACGUGCCCCACCAGCCACAGCUCUGCCCGUAUGCUGCCGCUGGCCAGUGUCAGUAUGGCAGCACGUGCCCGUAUCUUCAUGGAGACAUGUGUGAGAUCUGCAGGUUGCAAGUUCUGCAUCCGCACGACCAGGAGCAGAGGGCAGCACACGAGAAGAUGUGUAUGAUGGCCUUCGAGAUGGACAUGGAGAAGGCCUUUGCUGUGCAGCAUAGCCAGGACAAAGUGUGCAGCAUCUGCAUGGAGGUGGUCUACGAGAAGGCGUCUCCGUCCGAGCGGCGCUUCGGCAUCCUGUCCAGCUGCUGCCACACCUACUGCCUGAGCUGCAUCCGGCAGUGGCGCUGUGCCAAGCAGUUCGAGAAACCAAUCAUCAAGUCUUGUCCAGAAUGUCGAGUGGUGUCAGACUUUGUUAUUCCCAGCAUCUACUGGGUAGAAGAUCAGGAGGAGAAGAAUCGUCUGAUUGAGGAGUUCAAAUCUGGCGUCAGUAAGAAGCCGUGCAAGUACUUUGACCAUGGCAGAGGAACGUGUCCAUUUGGAGGGAAGUGUUUCUACAUGCAUGCCAACCCCGAUGGAACACGUGCCGAACCUGAUAAACCUCGGAAGCAGCUCGGCUCGGAGGGAAACGUUCGGUUUCUGAAUUCUGUGCGGCUGUGGGACUUCAUUGAGGAGCGUGAGCAUCGUGGAGUUCCACAGUUUGAAGAUGAAGUCAACGAACUGGGAGAACUCUUCAUGCAGCUGUCUGGAGCCGGAGAUGAAAGUGGAACGUCAGCAUCCCACUGAGCUCGCUCGAUCUCUACUUCUCGCUCUCUUAUACAUACAAACACACCCACACACUGACACUCACACACGCAUACUUACACCUAUAGGCCGACCUCAAGAAACCAUGGUUUCAUAUCUUUGGUAACUGUGUACAUUAUCUGGGCAAUAAAAAUGUACUCACUGGUAAAACUUUCCCUGUUUAUGGUUUGAAGUGGUUUUUCUAAAAAGCAAAAAAAAAAAGAAAAGAAUCUUUUUACCUGUGGUACAUUUUUUGUGGUUUGACAUAUAGCAACUGAAUAUGAUCAUAUUUAAAGGCACCUGUAUUGUUUCUGUAAGCUGCUAUGUUUUCCUGAUACAUGAGGAUCGAAUAUUGCUGGAUUGAAAAUGCGAUUUUUAAUGCGUCCAAAGAAAACAUGUAUCAUGAGAAAAAAAGAAAAAAAAGGGACUGGUAAAACCUUUGGCACAUCAUGACUGCACUCCAGUAGUGUGUGAAGUAUAACGAUUAUUGUGUAUUUAAAGAAAAGAAGAAAAAAAAAACAGUGUAAUUGCUGCACUUAGAUCCAUUUACGAAAAAAAAAAAAAUCACACAACUUUACUAUUUUUGGGAGAAUUGCAAUAUUAGAAGAUUCAUUUUCUUGUAUCUCCUCAUCUUACCUAUAAACUUCAGUAAAUGUUUUUAGGACUGCUUAGAUAUGAUGACAUCUUUCUGAAACACAGCAGAAACACUCAUACUGAACUGAACUGUCCCGUCGUGUGUACGCUCGGUGAUGAUGGUACCUGAUGAAGCUGGCAUUAUUCUGUUGUAUGAAUUGUCUUGUUGAGUGACUCUGGUGAGACUGUAAUAAACUAGCAGUGAGUCCGCUGUAUGACUGAUA